GCGAGUAGCGAGGCGACCUGGCGACCAUACACAAACGCACAUGUUUUGUCUGUUUCAUGUUCACGCGGCGAUCGCAUUAGCUGGAAGCUGGAAACAUUAAUCGCUAUGAUCGCUAUUAGCAUUUACAAAUAAAAAUAUCACCAUGUUGGCAAGCCAGCGAGUUUUCGCCUCAAAAGGAAGCGUGUGCCAUGCCACACUUGCUCGAUUGAUGGCAACGAAAGUCAAGACCGUUGGAUUGCUUGACGAAUCGCUCACUGUUGAGGCCUCAAAGGAUAGUUUUUCAGGCAAAAUACAUCCAGGUCGAAUAGCCAACUCAGUAUCUGAUUUACCUCCUCCUCUUUUAAGAGCCAUUGAAAAAGUUCUGGCAGACAAGAAUGUGAGCAACCUACAAACAAUUGGGGUGAAACUUGCAAAACAAUUGCAAGGCCGAUUUGACCCUGCUAAGGCCACUGAAGGGAGGAAAUGGAAAAAAAUUGAAUACUCCAAAAGCACCUGCCUCUCCUACAUGCUGAGCAGGAUGCCAGCAGAGUACUCAGCCGUGGACCGAGCCUUCACCGAGAUCUCCAAAUGGUCUCCCAACUUUAUACCAAAAACAAUUUUUGAUUUUGGCAGUGGUGUCGGUUCUGUUCCAUGGGCUGCAAUUUCAAGGUGGGGCAAAAAGUUGGACGAAAUAUUCUGCAUCGACUCGUCACCUCACAUGAUAGAGUUAGCAGAGCUGCUUUUGAAAGGAGCUGAUGCCAAUGGACAGUUUUUUAUUCCAAAGACAUAUUUUAAGCAGCUCAUGUCUCCCAAUCCCAACCGGAAAUUUGACUUGGUCGUCAGUGCUCACACACUGUUUGAGUUUCCCACCAUGGAUAGUCGUCUAGAAUGCUAUCUGAACCUGUGGAGGAAGACUAAUGAUUAUUUUGUUCUGGUUGAGCAAGGCACCACUGAAGGGUUUAAACUGGUUGAUGAGGCCAAAGAGUUCCUGUUAUUCCAAUCGAAAAAAGAUGGCCAGGAAAUGCACGUCCUUGCUCCGUGUCCGCACACUCAAGCGUGUCCGCGUUUGCUGCGAGAGGGCGACAGGACUCCUUGCAAUUUCCAGAGUCGGUAUACAGGAUUUAAAAAUGACUUGAGCCAAUCACAAAGAGAGAGAUUUUCUUUCGUAAUUCUUGGGAAAGGUCCAAAGAAAAGCGCCGUUCCCAAGUGGCCGCGCAUAGUAAGACAACCAAUGGUCCGAGGUGGCCAUGUGGUUAGUAGAUUGUGCACGCCAGAAGGAAAACUCGAAGAGGUUAUCUUUACAAGAGCAAAAGAUGGAAAAGGGUCUUACCUGUGCGCGAGGUCUAGUGAAUGGGGAGAUUUGCUGCCAGUGAAGGUCAGAGAAAAAGAGUUUGUAGUGCGUGACAAGGUUGCAAGAAAAGAUGAACAAACCGAGCAAUCAGAUGAAGAAACAGACUUGAAACAAGCCAGUAAUAACGAGUUGUAGAAGAAAAAAUUAAAUGUUGAAUUUUGAAAUGAAACAAUAAUAAUUACUUCUAAUGUG
Cloeon dipterum is the source of this 1522-nucleotide messenger RNA. RefSeq names its product methyltransferase-like protein 17, mitochondrial. Gene Ontology annotation, cellular component: mitochondrial small ribosomal subunit. Bases 143 to 1465 code for a protein of 440 amino acids. The record is from RefSeq and is a predicted model, not a curated record. Lineage: Eukaryota; Metazoa; Arthropoda; Insecta; Ephemeroptera; Baetidae. The transcript has 8 exons. Gene Ontology annotation, molecular function: methyltransferase activity; structural constituent of ribosome. Gene Ontology annotation, biological process: translation.